ACUAAGCGGUUGGAUUUUUCGAGUAUAUCUGAAAAGAUUUAAUGGCUGGUCGGCGAAAAAAGAAAUGUUUAACAUCUUCAUCUACAUUGCAAUUGAUACAGAGUGGAGAGUCUCGAUGGUGGUUAUCAAAAAAGUCGGAAUUUAGGUCACUGCUAAAGUUUUAAAGUUGCGCAUGAUAUACCGAGGAACUGUGUUCUCCACAAAGAUAACACGAUGGGACGGAGAUUAUAAGGAUAAGAAUCAUUGACUGUGCUGGAAAAAAAAACUGUUAAGAGUUUAUUUUAGCAUGGAGAGCAAGCUUUGUGACCCGUGCCGUUUCGAUGAAACAGAAGAGAAAGCAACUGGGUUUUGCCUUGAUUGUGUGGAAUAUCUAUGUUCUGCAUGUAGUCGAGAUCAUAGAAAAAAUAAGAUAACCAGAACCCAUACUAUCCUUAAAGAUGAAGAUAUGCCUUCUGAUGUGAGUACCUUCGCCUCGAUGAAGACGAUGACUAAAUGCAAAGUACAUCCAGACAGGACUGUUGAAUACAAAUGUUCAACUCAUGAUGAAUUAAUAUGCGUUUCCUGUUUCGCGAAAGCUCACCGACAGUGUCAAACUAUUGAUGAAUUGACUGUUGAAAGAACUGAAAAACAGUUGCAAAGUGUGGCCCAACAAACGAAACGAUUGCAAAAAGAGAUACAGGAAGUUGGAGAUGCCCGUCUAAGAAUGAAGCAAAUGCUGAAGGAAAAUUUAGUUAAUCUAGAAAGAUUUUGUGAUAAGCAUGCUGCGGGUAUGAAAGAACGCAUAGAUACUCUGAAUGACAAAUUGAAAGAAAACAUUUGUAGUAAGAUCGGUGGCCAAGUGUCGAGCAACGAAGGAGAUGUUGACGCGGUAAAGUCUUUACAAAAUGAGCUAAGCGAGAAAAUAAAACUUGUCAACGAUACACAGAAAUAUGGGAACGCGAACGAGCAAGAGGCAGUAUUCAGACGGACUGAAAACAAUUUGAAGGAAAUAGAAAGUCAAGUACAAAGUUUUCAAAGGAAACAGUCUAUACUCUACAAGGUUUUGCCGGAUCCGAAUCUAGAAAAGUUGAGCGACUUAGGUCAAAUACAUGAAUUAGACGCCGAAGAGAUGACAGUUUUAUGUGAACAAGAAAUCGCAAGUUGUUCGAGUGAAGAAGUCGUUGAUGAUAAGAAUAAAGAACGUCUAGAAAAAGACUGGCAUAUUGACCUAGAAGGAGGAGAACCAACAGAUGUUACUGUUGAUGAAAAGAAUGGGAUCAACAGUGUGAUACGCAAUGGUUAUAGUUUUAUUUUUAGUGUUCUAAAUAUUAAGGCGGAAGGCCUGGAGCCAAUGUUUAUAAAUGAAUGA
This is a messenger RNA of Mya arenaria, 1348 nucleotides long. RefSeq names its product E3 ubiquitin-protein ligase TRIM71-like. The record is from RefSeq and is a predicted model, not a curated record. Gene Ontology annotation, molecular function: zinc ion binding. The coding region runs from base 287 to 1348 and encodes 353 amino acids. NCBI's taxonomy places the organism in Eukaryota, Metazoa, Mollusca, Bivalvia, Myida, Myidae. The transcript has 4 exons.